Coccomyxa subellipsoidea C-169 is the source of this 1535-nucleotide messenger RNA. Its product is annotated as DNA-directed RNA polymerase II, 23 kDa polypeptide. The transcript is spliced from 5 exons. Gene Ontology annotation, molecular function: DNA binding; DNA-directed RNA polymerase activity. Gene Ontology annotation, cellular component: RNA polymerase II, core complex; RNA polymerase III complex; RNA polymerase I complex. NCBI's taxonomy places the organism in Eukaryota, Viridiplantae, Chlorophyta, Trebouxiophyceae, Coccomyxaceae. Gene Ontology annotation, biological process: DNA-templated transcription. The record is from RefSeq and is a predicted model, not a curated record. Bases 332 to 940 code for a protein of 202 amino acids.
CGAAAGAGGAGAUUUUUUUAGUAAGCUACCUGGUAAGUGAAUGCAUACGUAGUACAAAGCGAGUUAUAAGAAGCCGCAGUCUUGAGGGAGUUUGGAAUUUCCUAACCUCUGACAUCUUCACAAAACGACAUUUGUUGUCGAAUGAGCACUUGAAGUUCCUAGUAACAGAUCUUAGCUGAUUUGUCCAGCUGAGGAAGAAGCCUGAGAAGGCUAGAUCUGCAAAUAGAUUUGCCACUGUUUGGCUGCAACCUUUUGUGUUCUUUCGACGAUUGCUUCCAUCUGGACUACAAAAUUACCAAUUAAAACAAUCUGAUAUUGAGACAUUGCAGUCAUGGAUAACAUGACCAGAUUGUACCGUAUAAGGAAAACAUGCCUCGAAAUGCUUCACGAUCGAGGAUACCUCAUAGCCCAGGACGACCGGCAAAUGACAAAGGAGGGCUUUAAGGACCGUUUCGGGGACGAUCCACGGAAGGAUGACUUGACUGUCCUUGCACCAAAGCAGGAUGAUCCCACAGAGCAGAUCUUUGUGUUCUACCCCGAAGAGGACAAGGUGGGCGUGAAGACAAUCAAGACGUUUGCAGAGAGGAUGCGCAAUGAAGGCGUGUCCAGAGCCAUCAUGGUCACCAUGGCCAGCAUGACACCCUUUGCGAAGCAGUGCUUGGCAGAAAUGGCUCCCAAGUACUACAUCGAAGUGUUCAAUGCCGCAGAGCUGCUAAUAAAUAUCACGCAGCACGUGCUGGUGCCUGAGCACCAUCUGUUGACACCUGAGGAGAAGCGCACGCUGCUGGACAGAUACAAGGUGAAGGACACGCAGCUGCCCAGGAUACAAUUCCACGACCCUGUUGCGAGGUAUUAUGGCAUGCAGCGCGGCCACGUUGUGCGGAUUGUGAGGCCUUCAGAGACUGCUGGCCGUUAUGUGACCUACAGGCUAUGUGUCUGAGCCUGCGACUCUGUGUGGAAUUGCUUGUUAGUGCACCUUUGGUCUUGCUGUAUUUCAGUCUGUAUAGCAGUCGGGUGCAAGUGGGUCUGCAAGUGGGUCAUGCAGGUGCUGUGUGAGGGAGGGACAGCGUUGUGAAAUGGAUAAACAGCUGCACAGCUGUAGUCAAACUGUCAUGCUGCCCAUGCAGCAUAUUGUGCAACCAUCCACUGCCAGUGGAAAUUGCUUGGCAAUGAAAUGAUGUUUUAUUGGAUUUAGGAAAUUAGAGAUCAUCAAGCCUUCACUGUGAUCUGAGACAGUCAUAUCACCAUCCUUCUCAAGGCUUCUGGCCUGGCCCUAAGCCUUCUUGGCAUUGUGACACAUGGUGGACACAGACAGUUGGUGUCCAAAUCUGGAAGCGAUUGCCUCCUGAGAUGCCAGAGUUUCUUGUCGAUCUUCAUUUCGAGCACCUGAUCGUGGGAAGUAAGGUCGUUCACUUCGCCAUCGAUGUAAAUGCGUCCUGCUGAUGGCGCACUAUUUUGUUGAAAAUCCGUGAAAAACUGUGACGCUAUUAUGCUUGUGCAAGACGUCGCAAUGAUUAAACACAAGUUUCUUGUGC